Messenger RNA from Drosophila obscura, 1512 nucleotides. RefSeq lists its product as uncharacterized. Gene Ontology annotation, biological process: DNA integration. The transcript has a single exon. Lineage: Eukaryota; Metazoa; Arthropoda; Insecta; Diptera; Drosophilidae. Gene Ontology annotation, molecular function: nucleic acid binding. Bases 1 to 1512 code for a protein of 503 amino acids. The record is from RefSeq and is a predicted model, not a curated record.
AUGAUGCGCAUUUUUGGAUAUGUUCAUAAGUUCCUCAGUAAAAAAAGGUCACCUGAUCUCUCGUCUGAAGACCUUCGCCAAGGAUCGCAUUUGUUGUGUCGCAUCAUUCAACGCGCCCACCUGUAUCCUGAGUACCGUGCUCUGCGGAAGGGGAACUGUGUGGAGUCCUCCAGCAGCAUCAUAUCUCUCUCGCCUUUCAUAGAUGACUUUGGUUUGAGUCGUGUUGGUGGUCGCUUGCGGCACUCAACGCUUGGCUUCGAUGCACGCCACUCAAUCAUUUUGCCCAGGGAUCAUCCAUUGACGUUCGCCAUCAUCAUACACUUUCAUCGGAAGCAUCACCAUGCUGGGCCGCAGUCUCUACUGGGAUCUAUUCGCUUGCAGUUCUGGCCCAUCGGCGGCAUGAAAACUGUUGCUCGAGCGUUGCGGAAAUGCAUCAUCUGCUGCAGGUCCAGACCUCGUCUUGUGGAGCACAUAAUGGCUGACCUAACGAGGGAUCGAGUGCAGGAUUCGCCUGCAUUCAGCGUCACUGGAAUCGACUACUGCGGUCCCUUCUAUUACAAGCCAGAUGGGCGCACUCGAACGCCUACAAAAUGCUACAUCAGCGUCUUCAUCUGUUUUGCAACAAAGGCCGUUUGGUUGGAAUUAGUGAAGGACCUCACAACUGCAGGAUUUUUGAGUGCCCUCAACCGCUUCGUUGCCACGCGCGGCAUACCCCGAUGCAUUUGGUCGGACAAUGCCACCAAUUUUGUGGGCGCAAGGAACGAGUUGGAGGACCUUCGGCGGCUGUUUAUGAGCGAGAAGCACCGUGAUGCAGAUAUAAUAUAUAAUCAUUGCAUCAACAAUGGCUUCAAUUGGAAGUUUAUCCCGCCUCGCUCACCCCACUUCGGGGGCUUGUGGGACGCAGCAGCAGUGAAGAUGGCCAAGCAGCAUUUAUAUCGUUCCUUGGGAUCGUCACUCUUUGGCUUUGACGAGCUGCGGACACUGGUCUGCCAAAUCCAGGCUGUAAUAAAUUCUCGUCCUCUUCUCGCAAUUUCAGAAAACCCUGAAGGUCUUGGCGUCCUUACACCAGGACAUUUGCUAAUUGGUCGUCCGCUAAUGGAGUUUCCCGAGCCAGACUUUACUAAUCUAAACUUUAACAGACUAGAUUGCUGGCAAAGAGUCGCCUGUGCUCAGCAGAUCUUUUGGAGGCGUUGGAGUGAGGAGUAUUUGACUCUGCUCCAACAACGUGCCAAAUGGCGCACACCGCAGCCAUCGAUCCAAGUCAACGACAUCGUCUUUAUCAAGGACGAAAACUUGCCGCCUUUGAAGUGGCCAUUAGUGGUGAUCGACGUCAUCGCUGGAGCUGAUGGGACUGUGCGAGUUGCCAUCCUGAGAACACCAUCUGGAACCACUCGUCGAGCUGUCAACGAGCUGUGCGUCCUACCCGUUGAGGAUCCUGUUAAAAGCCGUGGUCUUUCAACGGGGGGGAGUAUGUUCGGAGCAGCAGCCGUUAAUAAGUUCUUAAGAAAUUAA